GCGGAAAGGCGCGCGCAGGGCAUCGGCUUGAGUCGCGCGCUUCUUGGACGCUUCGUGACACAAGCGAGCAGACACGGGCGCAUUUACAUCGGCAACACCAACUACUCCGUUCCGAGCGGAAAGCUGGUCCUGAUCAAGAACACAGAUUCAUGGCACAAUGAAACAAAAGCGAGGAGUGUGUCAGAGAGAGUGUUACAAUUAAACAGCCGCACAAAUACAAGAACGCCGAUUGGAGAGGCAGUUAAGAAGGAGCUGUGCGCUUUGGUGGAAAAAACCCACUGCUGACUGUAAUGUGCAUCCAUCCGAGACCCUGCGUGGUGCUCUCCAGCUCCUGAGCAGAAGCUCCACUUUCUGUGUCUUUUGGUGCGGGAUGUCACGCCACAGCCAUCGUUUUGAACGGGACUUGCGGCCCGUCUGGGAGCGCAGAGAACGCAGUGUCGUCAGUAGCAGCUGCAUCACAGCUAAUGGCUGCGGCUCUUCCGCUGUCUCGGCCACCUCCAUGACCAACAGCUCCAACAACCGGCCUGGCCUGCUGCCGCUGCCGGUCAUGCCCUCUCUGCUGCCCACGCCAGCCACUGGGGCAAACAGCACCUGCAGUACAGAGCUGUCUGGCAAGCGUUUAGCCUCUUCUUGCAGCACCUCCACCACCAAGCAGGUGUCAGCACAUGCAGUAUUAGAAAGCCAAACUGCGGGACCUGUUCUUGCUCCCAGCGUCAGAUGGGGACAGACGCCUAUUAACCAGUCCACUCCCUGGGACACGGACGAACCCCCUAGCAAACAACUGAGGGAGAAAGAUAAUACAGGUCAGAUAUGGCCCCCAGCAGUGCCCACAGUGAGCCAGGCGAGUCUUCUUUCCCACACCUACGGCGUUCCCCAACCACCGGUUUAUAGUCAGGGAGUGACUGUCCAGGCACCCAUCAUAGGUGCCACUCCUCCCCUUCAAACUGCAGUGCCCCCGCCUCACCCGCUUCUGCCCUCGCAUUAUCAGCUGACCCAACCGCCCUCGCAGCCAAUGGCCAACAUGGUGCUCAAUGUGCACACCCAGACCCUGGGGCUCACUGGCCUGCCCCCAAUCGCCAUGUCGCCAAUGCCGGGAGUAUGUCAGGUCACGCAGACCGGCCAAACAGUGCUGGGCAAUGGCCAUCUCACUCACCCCAUGGUGCAGCCGGCUACCACAUUAACCAGCAGCGUCCCGAUGAUAAAUGGACAAGCGUCGUCACAUCCUCCUCCUACCAACGGCUGCACCACUCAGGAGACUGCCAAUGGCCUGCAGAUGCUCCGCACGGUCGGCAUGGGGAAGUAUGAGUUCACAGACCCUUGGCAUCCCAAAGAAAUGUUGAAAGAAUUGAACCAGCAGCGGCGAGUGAAAGAAUUUACAGACCUGAAAAUAAUUGUUCAAGGAAAAGAGUUUGAAGUCCAUCAAAAUGUUCUAGCUUCCUGCAGCUUGUAUUUCAAGGACAUGGUUAAAAGGUUGGCCGGAGAAAACAGGAGUGGUGAGAAGAUGACACUGACCAUGAACAGCAUCGAUGCUGAUGUUCUAGAGCUGCUGCUAGAGUUCGUCUACACAGGCUCACUUAUCAUAGACUCAGCCAAUGCCAAGACCUUACUGGAGGCUGCCAACAAGUUCCAGUUUAACACUUUCUGCAAAGUCUGUGUGUCUUUUCUGGAGAAACAGCUGACAGCCAGUAACUGCCUGGGUGUGCUGGCGAUGGCAGAGGCCAUGCAGUGCACAGAGCUCCACAGCAUGGCCAAGGCCUUCGCUCUACAGAACUUUCCGGAGGUGGCGAUUCAGCAAGAGAUCCUCAACAUCUCCAAAGAGGACUUCAUCAGCUACCUGUCCAAUGACAGUCUCAACGCAAAAGCUGAGGAGCUGGUGUAUGAGACUGUUAUCAAAUGGAUCAAGAAAGACCCCAGCAAUCGAGUACAGCAUAUGUCAGAGCUGCUGGCUGUAGUGCGCCUGCCCUUUAUCCACCCCAGCUACCUACUGAACGUAGUGGACAACGAGGAGCUGAUCAAGUCUUCAGAGCCGUGCAGAGACCUGGUUAAUGAGGCCAAGCGCUACCACAUGCUGCCACAUGCCAGACAGGAGAUGCAGACACCCAGAACACGCCCGCGACUCUCUGCAGGAGUCGCUGAGGUAAUAGUGCUGGUUGGAGGCCGUCAGGUCAUCGGUAUGAACCAGCGCUCACUGACAGCCGUCACUUGCUUCAACCCCCAGAACAACAAGUGGUACCCGCUGGCCAGCCUGCCUUUCUAUGACCGCGAGUUCUUCUCUGUCAUUUCAGCGGGGGAUAAUAUCUACCUGUCAGGUGGAAUGGAGUCAGGAGUCAUGCUGCCAGACGUGUGGUGCUACAUGUCCCUACUGGAUAAUUGGAACCUGGUGUCCCGAAUGACAGUCCCUCGUUGUCGCCACAAUAGCCUGGUCUAUGAUGGCAAGCUGUACACCAUCGGAGGGCUCGGGGUGGCAGGCAACCUUGAUAAUGUGGAAAGGUAUGACACUAUCACAAACCAGUGGGAGACAGUGUCACCUUUGCCAAAGCCAGUGCAUUCUGCAGCAGCAACAGUGUGUCGGGGGAAGAUCUACGUGUUCGGAGGGGUAAACGAGGCUGGACGCUCAGCUGGGGUCCUGCAGUCUUAUGUGCCUCAUACCAAUGCGUGGAGUUUCAUCGAAUCCCCAAUGAUAGAUAACAAGUAUGCUCCUGCUGUAACUCUCAAUGGCUUCAUCUUCAUCCUUGGAGGAGCGUAUGCCAGAGCCACAACCAUAUACGACCCUGAGAAAGGCAACAUCAAAGCAGGACCCAACAUGAACCACUCGAGGCAGUUCUGCAGCGCUGUGGUUCUGGAUGGGAAGAUCUACGCUACAGGAGGCAUCAUAAGCAGCGAGGGUCCUGCCCUGGGCAACAUGGAGGCGUUUGACCCCUGUGUCAACGCCUGGACACUGCAGCAGAGCAUGCCAUGCCCGCUCUUCAGGCACGGCUGUGUGGUCAUCAAGAAAUACAUUCAGAGUGGCUGACGCUGGAGCUGAGAAAUACAGGACACUGUUGCCUCCCUUGCACACGCCUUCAUUCUGUGCUCCCUCCCUCACACCCUCACUGCCCCGGGAUCACCAGUGCUGACGCCGAAGUGUUGUGAAAUCUCUCCCUUUUGUUCUUUUUCCCCCUCUCUCUGUAUCCCUCAUUCUCUUAUUCCAGGAAAUCGUCUCUCUCCUGCUCUCGACCAUAUGGAAUAUAGCAACUCUGUUAGUUCAGCAGGCACUCUGACUCAACAAGGUGCCUUUGUGUGAAGUAUGCCACCUCAAGCUGUUGGCACUGAAGGUCUGGAGUGACACUAGCCUUAACGCUCUAUCACCACUUCAGUUCAAGUGCACACCUCUCUCUCUCUCUGUCUCUCUCUCUCUCUCUCUCUCUCUCUCUCUCUGGUCAAAUUUCACAUUUUUAAACCGAUCAUUGUAGUUGACCGAUUCCAGUGGUUUUAAUUAGCAGUGUAGCAAUAUUCUGUGAUUUCUUUUCUACAAGAAGGAGCUCUGUUCUGACUCUAAUGAUGUGAAACAUACACUACAUCUUUGUAACGAAAGAAAAAACAAGUGUUUACUCUGCUCUGAAAUUUGGGUUGCAGGUAUAAAUUCAUAGCUAUUAGUACUAUCGUGAAUUAUGUUUCAAAAUGGAGUGUGUUUGUGUCGAAUAUGAAAAAAAGCAUUCCUUUUUCCCCCCAGGAGUUGAACCUGGAACAGUAGUACUGUAGUAGGAGAUGAUCUCACUGACUCACUGUCGUUUGCACUGGAAGGAAUAGGGUUUCACCUUUCUGAGCUGAACUCCCAACCUGGGCUGGUCUACAAGUUGGAGUUUCACACUGAACUAAUGCACAUUUUUCUUGCACUCUGCCAAAGCACAAAUAACCUGACGGUCAGAGUAACGUCAAAAAUGUGAUAUUUUUACUUUUGUUUCCUGCUGUUUGCCGAGUCUGGCUGCAUUCUCGGAAUGCCAGUGGAACAGAAUGGGAUUCUCUGUAAUUUAGGGAAGAAGAACAAAAUAUUGUUUAUUUUAGGAACUUGAAGUGUUGACAGUCGUUUCUAGACAAAUGUAUAGUAUAUUACUGAAAUGGUUACGUACCAAAAAAAAAACAAAAACAAUUGAUCAUUGCCACAUAGCAGUUAUUGUUUCAAUUAAUGAAUGUACCUCAUCAUUAAUUAGAACAAUAAUAAGUCAAAUACAGUUGAUUUCUAAUGAGUGUUGUGUGUUUGUUUUAUUUUAUUUAUUGUUCCUGGUGGUUCAGCAGGUAGUUUUGGCACGUCAGAGUCUAAACUAUAAUCCUAAACUGUUUGUGGCAAGUCAAGAUUUCCUCCUACCUCAUAUAAAUGCCAGUAUCGCACUGGUGUUUUCUCUGGCCUGUGAUGAACUGCAAUAUCAUCCAGGGUGUGUUCCUACUCCAACUCCACCACAAUCCUUACUGGGAUAAAGUGCUCACUGAAUAUUUAUGAAUUAAGUCAUUAAUGAAUAAAUGAACUAUAUUGCAAUGAGGAGACAAGUGUGUUUUUCCCAUUUUCUUCCCAGUUUGGCUACCUGCUAAUUCCCACCAUCAAUCCAUAUGACAGCUAUCAGCUGGGGAGAGUGAAGGCACAUGAAGGUAACAUGUUACCUCUGAGACACAUAAAGCCAGGCAACUAUAUCUCUUAAAACUGAGAGAAAAACUCAGGAAAGCAAUAUCUACCCUUUUCUGCAUACAGGAGCUCACAGACUCCAAUGAUUGGCUAGUGUAUCGUGAUUGACAGGCA
This is a messenger RNA of Hemibagrus wyckioides, 4771 nucleotides long. RefSeq names its product kelch-like protein 29. The record is from RefSeq and is a predicted model, not a curated record. The coding region runs from base 371 to 3013 and encodes 880 amino acids. NCBI's taxonomy places the organism in Eukaryota, Metazoa, Chordata, Actinopteri, Siluriformes, Bagridae. The transcript has 14 exons. Gene Ontology annotation, molecular function: protein binding.